Messenger RNA from Syngnathoides biaculeatus (alligator pipefish), 4344 nucleotides. RefSeq names its product MINDY lysine 48 deubiquitinase 2 (gene mindy2). Gene Ontology annotation, molecular function: cysteine-type deubiquitinase activity; cysteine-type carboxypeptidase activity; K48-linked deubiquitinase activity. The coding region runs from base 175 to 2034 and encodes 619 amino acids. Gene Ontology annotation, cellular component: cell periphery; cytosol. The transcript has 9 exons. The record is from RefSeq and is a predicted model, not a curated record. NCBI's taxonomy places the organism in Eukaryota, Metazoa, Chordata, Actinopteri, Syngnathiformes, Syngnathidae. Gene Ontology annotation, biological process: protein K48-linked deubiquitination.
AUAUACGAAGGUUCGCAAACGCAUCACCACCCGGCUGCUUCCUCUCGAGCGCCCCCACGCGGCCAGAAAUCGAGCUCAUUUUGAUGACGUCACCGCUCGAGUUGUCAUGGCGUCUUUUGGACCGAAUCUACAGUUGCAAUUUAGCUAGAAUCCGUCGACAGUCGCUAGCUCGAAAUGGAGAAAAAUGCAGACGUGCAUCGAGACCCCGUCGGCGGCGACAGCACCGGGGCGGACGCCGGCGACGCUCCGGCGGCGGAAGGCGGGAAAGAGACGGCGGAGAAACGGCCAAAUAGUGAGGCUCGCCUCAGUACUUCGCUGGGUGACGAUAGCUGGAGGAACAACGCGGCGGAGGAACCGAGGAGCACCCCGGUCGUCAGGUGCGAUUUAGCCGAGGUCCCGGAAGUCCGAGCGGCCGCGGAGGAGGCGAGUGAGGACCCCGAGUCGAGAGGCUCGCGCUCGGGGGAGCGGCGGCAGCUCAGUAACGGGAUGGGGUCGGAUCCAGAUAAGGAGGGUGGUGCCUCAAAGUUAGUCAACAACCACGCCGACGCUCCGUGCGCAGGUGCGGACGACAAGGAAAGCCAGCCGAGCAAACCUGCCAAACCCGCCCAUCUGUGCCCGGCCGGGGCGACCCCGGAGGACCUGAGCGCCCCGCACGCCUUAUCCGAGCCGGACGUCAGCCUCGGCGGGUGUGAUUCCCGCAGCCCGGACUCCCUAGAGGACUCCUUCUCCAAGCUGAACUCCUGCGCCAGCUCGGACCUGGAGGAGCGAGGACUGGCCCUGGCCCUGCACGGCGAGCUCGGGCCGGACGGCACCAAGGCGACGUGCGCCAAGGACCGAGCGGCGGGCCAGUGCAUCUACCACAUCAAGUGGAUCAAGUGGAGGGAGGAGAGCAUGCCCAUCAUCACCCAGAACGAGAAUGGCCCCUGUCCGCUGCUGGCCAUCAUGAACGUGCUCCUGCUUGCCUGCAAGGUUAAGAUGCCUCCCAUGAUGGAGAUCAUUACAGCCGAGCAACUGAUGGAGUAUCUUGGAGACUACAUCCUGGAAACUAAGCCUAAAGAAAUCUCCGAGGCCCAGCGGCUAAACUAUGAGCAGAACAUGAGCGACGCCAUGGCCGUGUUGCACAAGCUCCAGACGGGCCUGGACGUGAACGUCAAGUUCACGGGCGUGCGAGUCUUCGAGUACACCCCGGAAUGCAUCGUGUUCGACCUGCUGGACAUCCCGCUGUACCACGGCUGGCUGGUGGACCCCCAGAUGGAUGACAUUGUCAAGGCAGUGGGCAACUGCAGUUACAACCAGCUGGUGGAGAAGAUAAUAUCCUGCAAACAGUCAGACAACAGCGAGCUGGCAGGCGAAGGCAUUGUGGCAGAGCAGUUCCUCAACAGCACAGCAACCCAGCUGACUUACCACGGCCUGUGUGAGCUCACGUCCACCGUGCAGGAGGGCGAACUCUGUGUCUUUUUCAGGAAUAACCACUUCAGCACCAUGAUUAAGUACCAGGGUCAGCUGUACCUGCUGGUGACAGAUCAAGGCUUCCUGACAGAAGAGAAAGUCGUGUGGGAGAGUCUUCACAACGUGGACGGAGAUGGCAAUUUCUGCGACUCAGAGUUCCGGUUGAGGCCGCCGUCGGACCCGGAGACGGUGUACCGAGGACAGCAGGAUCAGAUCGACCAGGACUACCUGAUGGCGCUGUCGCUGCAGCAGGAGCAGCAGAGUCAGGACCUCCAGUGGGAGCAGCUGCCCGGCAUCAGCGACCUGGAGCUGGCUAAAAAGCUGCAGGAGGAGGAGGACCGCAGAGCAUCGCAGUACUACCAGGAACAGGAGCAGGAACAGGCAGCCGCGGCGGCGCAGGCUCAGCAAGAGGCCGCAGAGGGAGACGAGGCCAACAGAGGGGCGGCGGGAUCCGGCGGUCCAGCAGGUGGCGCCGGGACGGCUGCGGCUGGCCAGGCCGCCGCCAGCCCGGGAAAACCGUCGUCCGGCGCGGAGCGCAAGGCUAAGAAGGAAGCCAAGGAGAAAGACAAAUGCGUCAUUUUGUAACAUCAAGCCAGCGUACGGCAAGCCGUUUGAGAAUUUAGUCCGUUUGCUUGAUACUGUAUAUCAAGCUCAAGGUCCGUGCACUAGUGCGCCAUUUGUCCUCUCUCAUAAGACAAUUUUGAGCACUCCCACGACGACGGUGUCUUAUUACGAGUGUUUUUGACACAAGUAGUGUCACUUUUGGCCUACUAGUAUGCCAUUAAACCUUACAAGUAAACUACUCUGCUCCACUAAUACAUGAUAGUAGCCAUGUGACACUAGUAGCCUCCCUACUAGUAGCACCAAUGUGGUCACUAAUAGUUUUGCCUCACUAGCGGCAUGUAGUUGUCUUGUGUACAGAAAUGGAAGGCAAUAUCCUUGAUAGCUACCUUAAAAUCCAUGUACUAGUAUGUUCUCUGUCCUCUUUGGUAGGACAACUUUGACACGCUAGUCGGACAAUUGCAGGUUACUAGUGAGGCAAAAGUUAAACAUCUGCACACUACUACUGGUGAAGCACCAGAUGUUAAUCUACUAGAACCGUUUUUGAUAUCAUUAAUGGUAUUACGAGAGCAUUUAUUCGAGAGCCUUGAUAUCCACCUUAAGGUCCAUGUACUAGUAUACUAAAAGACAAUUUAGCCCACUGCUAGCACAACAAGGGUGCACUUGUAGAAUGACUGUCUUACUCGUAAAAAUAAAUUCUACUACUAGUGUCACGAGGCAUACUAGUAGUAUGACUUUGGGAUGGAUAAACAAACGAUCAAACGGAUUUGAUAUCUUGAUAUUCACUUUAAGGUCCGCGCACUAGUAGGACAAACUACGUUGCUAGUGAAGCAAAACUAGCGAAACAUCUUGCGUUCACUUCUACAAUUUUAUACUCACACUAGCAGCACUAGGGAGCAUGCAAGUUGUGAAACAGCUUUCCAUGAAGACGUUUGACCGUCGAUUUGAUAUACUAGUGUGGUUAAUCGUGAGGACGAGCAGCAUCACCAACGUUUUUCCACAUUUGGGGUGGCGGUGAAGCCGCACCGGUGAGGACAACUAGCGCACUAGUGCACGGCGCAAAUGCUCAGCCGGCUCACCUCACGAAGCGCACGCGUGCAUGCUCGAGUGCGCGCAUGUUCAGCGCGUCCAGCGAGGGAAAGGCGAGACGCUCGCUAGAGGAUUCGCUUCCCAAACCAACGGUGCCUGCCUUGCCUGCAAAGCCCUCCUCCGCCGUCACCGGACCGCAACAAACCCCGCCCACCUGAUCCCCAUGCCCCGCCCCCAGGAUCUCGGGACGGAGUCGGCCAAACUUUGUUACGACUUGCACACGCACUACGCUACAUUUGUCUUCUAACUUUUUUUUUAAGCGAAAGGCAAACUAAACCUCACCCGUCGGAAGCUUUUCAUUGGUUAUUUGUUCGUCACGUCUCACAGCUACGCCCUUAAAAAGAAAGCGUUGAUGCUAACGCCAUGGCUAGCCUGAGUUUACGCCGAAAGGUAAGGAAAGCCGUUUUGAGCGUUUAUUCCGCACUACAAAAAACUCAAAAUUCUUAGAGAAUAUUUUUUAUUAAAACGAAUUCAAAUCGUAAGUCACUCAUUUUUAGACAAUUUUCACUGGUUUACUUGCUAAUUUUCUAACUUCAAAUAAUUGUAAAAAUGAGAGUUAGUUUAGCAACUUUGCAUUAGAAACCAUAAAUUUCCUGAGUAAGAUUGAGUUUUCGCGGUGUAGUUACAGGACUAUGGAGUAGUACACGCUCUGUCCUCACAAGUACGACAAUUCAGCGCACUAGUAGGAUUGGGGGUUGGCAGUUUGCGGCCUAAAACACUACAGUACAGAAUUAUUUUAAGUAAAUAUUAAAAAACAAAAGUUUUUAGAAACGUGCCGUCAUGAGUAGCCUCUUCGACCCUACUUAUAGUGCUAAAAUGCCCGCUAGUAGUUUUGCCUCGUUUGUGGAACGUACAGUAGUUGUCCUAACUAACUCUGUGCAGAAAAAGUCAUACACUACUGGAAGGGAGUUCUGAGGGAAAACGAUACUACUAACCUCACAGUUGUUCCUCUAGUGUGCUGAAUUGUCUUGAGUGUUAGGUCACUAUUUAAGACAUUCAAUUUAAGGUCAGUGUACUACAACUACAUCUUUCUAGUGAGGCAAACCUGUACACGAGUAGUUGACAGCUGUGGGAUACCAGCACUACUAGUAAAAAAACUAGAUGGUAACUUGUCUGAUUUCUCUCAGAUUGAGCAUUUCUUUGCUAUCCCUGAUGUCCAGUUUUACAGACUGUGUACUAGUCCGUGCUUUGUCCUCACUGACAGUUGUGUGAUACUAGUACUACUAGUAAAAAACUAGAUGCUAA